Molecule: messenger RNA, 321 nt
Organism: Moesziomyces antarcticus
Lineage: Eukaryota; Fungi; Basidiomycota; Ustilaginomycetes; Ustilaginales; Ustilaginaceae
Exons: 1
Coding region: 1-321 (106 amino acids)
Source: RefSeq, a predicted model, not a curated record
AUGCCGCCCCGCUCUCUUUGCGAGCUGUCAGCCAGCGCCGUCGCGAUUCCGGCUGCUGCAGCGGGUAGCGUGGGAUUCAACGUGACGGCCACCAGGAACCACGUCGGCCUCGACUUAGCGUGCAAGCCCCUGGGAAGUCGACCGGACAUCGCAGCGCUCCUUGCCGCCAAUCCGAUCCAAUUUGGCACAUCUGUCGAUCCCUCCUCUGCCUCCAAGCGCAACCGCGUGUUCUGUGGCUCGAGCCUCAUGCAGCAUGCACAACCGCUUUCCGCUAUUCCGUCCCGCUCGGAUCCCUCUGUCUCGCACCACCCGUGCCGGUGA